AUGGCCGGUAAAACCGCCACCCGAGCCACGGCCGCCGUGCCCUUUGUCUUUCGCUUCGUCCUCACCGUCCUCGAACCCCUGGCGGCGGUCAGUGGCGCCUGGAUGUGCCUGCGCAACCCGGGGAGCUACCUGACCAUCAUGACACGCGACGCCCACCCCUUUACAGAGUCCGAGACAUUCAUGUACACCACUGUGGGAGGAAGCUGGAUUUAUUUUGCCUUUAUCCAGGCCGUCGUGAUGCGUCUUUUUGAUGACGUCCGUCUGUGGCGAUACUUGUGCGCGGGCAUCCUCCUCAGCGAUGCUGCGUACUGCCAUGCGACCGCGCAGGCUGUUGGUGGGUGGAAUGUGUGGCUAGACGUGGCAAACUGGACGAGAGAUGACCACAUGGUCUUUUGGUCGACUUGGCCUCAGAUCAUCAUCAGAGUUUUGGUUGUUUUGGGUGUUGGCUUGAAAAAGGUACCUGGGCAAAAGAAGCACAACUGA
Molecule: messenger RNA, 483 nt
Organism: Akanthomyces muscarius
Lineage: Eukaryota; Fungi; Ascomycota; Sordariomycetes; Hypocreales; Cordycipitaceae
Exons: 1
Coding region: 1-483 (160 amino acids)
Source: RefSeq, a predicted model, not a curated record